This is a messenger RNA of Aspergillus ruber CBS 135680, 1860 nucleotides long. RefSeq lists its product as uncharacterized. The transcript has a single exon. The record is from RefSeq and is a predicted model, not a curated record. Bases 269 to 1585 code for a protein of 438 amino acids. Gene Ontology annotation, biological process: transcription initiation at RNA polymerase I promoter; nucleolar large rRNA transcription by RNA polymerase I. NCBI's taxonomy places the organism in Eukaryota, Fungi, Ascomycota, Eurotiomycetes, Eurotiales, Aspergillaceae. Gene Ontology annotation, molecular function: RNA polymerase I general transcription initiation factor activity; RNA polymerase I core promoter sequence-specific DNA binding; TBP-class protein binding. Gene Ontology annotation, cellular component: RNA polymerase I core factor complex.
ACUGGACAGUCACGGGAUUUUUUGAUAGAAAAAAGUUGGAUGUGUUCCCUGGCUGGGAUAGCUUUUCUGUCUAAUCUGGAGCUUCCUUUGCUAAAAUUCUCAAAUGUGGCAUCGGUUGUCUACCUUUAAUUACGCAAACAACAGAUCCGAAAGACAUUUUAUGAUUAUUAUUACGAGAAACUAAAGGAAAAGAAGCCCUGUUCUUCAUGGAUACAGGAUCUAUAUCGCUGAAGGUUGAGAGACUGGCUUCUUGACCACCAAGGCAUUCAUGGCUUUUUCUGUGCCUUCAGCAUCGGCUUUUUCCUUGCCGCUUCCGCCCUGGCAACAACCUCCUACCGUGCGCGUAGCUCAAUAUGAGCGUAAGAAGCGCAAGAGGCAUUUCGAUGAUUGGGGAAAUGAGACCGAAGAUGCUGGUGGCGAAACAACUGAUGCCGCCUCAGAUUUUACCCCAGUGACAUCGUCCUUGAUUCUAUCGCCCAAUGAGGCCCAUCAAUAUCGCAUCGCAGGUCUCCCUUUUGACCAAGAGCUUCCAGGUGGGCAUUUUCCACAUGCAGCACCAAAAGACUCAUCAAAUCGUCGGGAAACCAAAGGUGAUAUACUGAAGGGCUUGUCGAAAUUGUCGCCUCCCAUCUAUCCGCCACAGUCCGCUGCUCAUCAGGGGAAUCUUCGGUUGCAGCAUUUUGCCGUGCUCUCGGCCAUUCUCCACCGUUGCCUUCUCCAACGAGAUUAUCUACGUGCGGGAAGGGCUUGGGCUCUGAUUCUCCGUGAAGAAUACGGAGGUAAUCCCGUUGAUAUACGCAAUGAAGGGAGGUGGGGUAUCGGCGCUGAGAUCCUACUUCGGCGGGGACGACAGUUAUCAGAUCUUACGUCUUCAUCUGAAACAGUGGAUGAUGAGUCUUUGAAACCGAAGAACGCUUCCGGGCUUUGUUUUACGAGGAAAGGGUUUGAGGAUGCGAAGCAGUAUUACGAGAGGCUCAUUAUUCAAUACCCGUUUCGAAAAGUCGCACCGGACGCAACAAGCGCCUUACAUUUCUACCCCGCCAUUUUUGGACUUUGGAUAUACGUUGUCCAAGAGGAGAGCAAUGCCGCUCGAGAUGUGGUGCAACAGAGUUUUGCUGAGAACUCGUCUGAUGAAUUGUCAGAUGAUGAAGACUGGUUCAAGACUCAUCACAGCUCCGUCAAAAGGAAGCAGAAAAUGGCUGCAGAGAUACGAGCAAAGGAACUGGAACAAGCACAGCAGAUUGCAGCUCGUAUGGAUGAGAUCAUUGUGUCACCUCCAUACUCGGAUUCCCCCGAACUACUGGAACUUAGGGGUAUGGUUUCGCUGUGGAUUGCGGAUCUUUUUGUCUUGAGUGUACCGCAACCAGAAGAUGACCAUUAUAACUUUAGUGAUGUCGACACUAUAUCCUCUGAUGACUUUACAGGGUCCAUCCAAGAGAGACGAGAACAGAGGCUUGCUAUGGAAAAGAGACAGGCGGAGAUUCUGAAAUCGGUAGGGUACUUCGAGAAAGAAAAACAUCGCGGUAGGGGGGUUUCUCAUACCCUUGAAAACCUUCAUAUCGACGAUGGAAUCUCUUACACUUGAGUUAUCAGAGAAUGGAAAUCUUUCAAGUUUGGUAACUUUGCCGUGCAGUCGACAGCUACAUGUGUUACCGAGUUCAGUGAUUCAUGCGAGCGCAGAUACCUACUAUGUACUGCUACAUAAUCAACUCGCUCCAAGUAUAUAAAUAUCCAUUGUGCUCCGUAGAGCAUUUAGCAUGGCCCAACUUCACGACAUUCAUUUCUUGCAUAUUUACCACAUUAUCUUCCCAUAACAUGUCUAUCAACCGUGGUGUCUACAUUGAUUCCGCCCACAGCCUC